Trypanosoma brucei brucei TREU927 is the source of this 216-nucleotide messenger RNA. RefSeq lists its product as hypothetical. NCBI's taxonomy places the organism in Eukaryota, Euglenozoa, Kinetoplastea, Trypanosomatida, Trypanosomatidae. The record is from RefSeq and is a predicted model, not a curated record. The coding region runs from base 1 to 216 and encodes 71 amino acids. The transcript has a single exon.
AUGUGCUUAUUUUACGCAAAUGACUUGUUUCUCCGCGUCAGUAUGGGCAGUUGCGUGCGUAAAGUGUCUCGCAGCGCUAUUUCCUUUCUGCACGUGUUGCGGCGACAUGUUUCCUACGACUUUCUUGUCUCCCGCUUUUUUUUCUUGCAAAUAACGACGAUGAUUAUGGUUGCUACUGUUGAUGCUGUUUUUUCCCCUACGGCGCUUACUUCGUAA